Molecule: messenger RNA, 1924 nt
Organism: Syngnathoides biaculeatus (alligator pipefish)
Lineage: Eukaryota; Metazoa; Chordata; Actinopteri; Syngnathiformes; Syngnathidae
Gene: ccdc69
Product: coiled-coil domain containing 69
Exons: 9
Coding region: 269-1327 (352 amino acids)
Cellular component (GO): nucleus; cytoplasm
Molecular function (GO): microtubule binding
Source: RefSeq, a predicted model, not a curated record
CCACUCUUCGCUCUGCUUUGAGCUUCAUAACAAGGCUUCAACUCGAAUCGGUCUUCACAUUUGACACUUUCAAAAUUCAACGCGUUCAACUCAAAACACAAAUCACGUUGGUGCUCGAUGUUUUUGUAUCCUGGAAACGGCAAGAAAGUCAAGUCAAACUCCCCCCCCCCCUUACACGGAAGUCUUUGUGGUGUUAUGUUUUUUCUUUCACGAGUUGCUUAGGUUAGGCUUAAAGGGUUAAAAAGAUUCUUUUCUUUUCUUCUCCCGAAUGUUUCCGGUGUUGGAAGCCGAAGCUCUCCUCUCCGUGGCGUCGGUCAACGCAUCGGCGGUGCGUUCAGGAACUCGGUUCGGGCUCCAAAGAAAGUUUUCAGCAGUUACACGGCGGCGAGGGAGGAAGGAAAGAAGGAAGGAAAGAAGGAAGGAAGGGAAGAGGAAAGGGAGGGAAAGAAGGAAGGAAGGGAGGAGGAAAGGGAGGGAGGGAAAGAAGGAAGGCAGGCAGGAAGGAGCCCGCCCGGCACAAAACAAAAACAAGAAAGAGGCGACGGACGAGGCAGGCAUGGGCUGCGGCCAUAGCAAGAAGAAAAAUAAGAAAGGCGGCGGCCGCCGGGAUGGAGGCGAGCGCCACCUGAGGAUCCUCAAAGACGUUUUCUCGGCCGACGGCGGCGCGGACAGGGCGGAGCUUCUCAAGGCGCACGCCGACGAGGAGGCGUGCGCGCUGCUGCUGGCGAUCCUGGACAAGGUCAAAGCGGAGACGAGCGCGCAGCUCAACGCGCUUCACCAACAGCGACGACAGCAACACCUGCGAGACGCGGAGCGACUUCACCGGGAGGUCGAAGUUCAGCUGACCGAGAAAUUUCAGAUCAGUGAAAAGCUUUUGAAGGCGGAGAUGAGCGAGUUGAAGGCGGAGCUCGAGCGAUACGGCGAGCUGAAGAGGCGCGUCCAAGAGUCCACCUUCAAGGAAGAUCUCGGACGGAACAUUCAGGCGCACGGCAGCCCUGGUGCAUUCUGGGAGUCGGAGCAGGAGUCCUUGCUGUUCGUCAUCGAGAUGAAGAGCCAACUCGUCCGAGAGCAAAACGACAAGUUGCGACGUUUGGAGCAACUGGAAGAGGAAAAGGCCCGUUUGGAGCAGCGCUUGGCGCAAACUUUGCAGCAAAACGAGCACUUGCGAGCCAGCGCCCACCAAAACCAAAGCGUCCUGCGACGCGUUCGCAGCGAGCACGAAGACGCCUGCGCGUCGCUGGAGCGUCAACGCUUGUUCAACCGGAUGUUGACGCAAGAGAAAGAGGAGCUCCUCUUCAAGCUGCGACCCGUCGACGCGACGUCCUGAUGGGUCGCCGGGACGUCGUCAUUUCAAAACCAAAACAAAUUCUGAUGUUUGUUUUUUUUUUUUUUUGUCGUAUCAGCUUUUUUGUUUGUGUUUUUGUUUACGACUGACUUUCCCGUUUUUGUUUGUUUUUUUUGGGGGGGGAGGUGUCCUUAUUUCAAAAGUUUCCAACAUGUGAACUGGGGACCACUCAAAUGAAGCCUGAGCGCCAUGUUGGUGUUUUUCCAAAUGUGAACGUUUGAUGCCGUCAUGUUAGCAUGUUAGCAUCAUUGCAAGCUGCUUGUUUUAAGUUGUUUUUUUUUUUUAAACUUUGUGAAUUUUUUUGCCAAAGAUUUGUUGGUGUUGUGGUGAAAAUGAAACUUUUUCAUCACUUUCUGUAAAUUCAACUUUGUCAUGUCGGACUGGAGAUUUAAAUGUUUACUCGUGUACGAGGACAAAGAAAAAUAAGCCCACCAAAAAGUAUUAUUAUUAUGGAAGAUUUUUUUUCUGGGGGGGUGUCUGUAUUCUCAUAUUUUCAAGAAAUACUUGACAUUUUUGGAAUUGAAAAUGUAUAUAUACCUGAAAAGGUAUUUUUGUAGUAAAAAGUCUCUGAAAGAAGAA